Messenger RNA from Phycomyces blakesleeanus NRRL 1555(-), 453 nucleotides. RefSeq lists its product as hypothetical. Lineage: Eukaryota; Fungi; Mucoromycota; Mucoromycetes; Mucorales; Phycomycetaceae. Bases 1 to 453 code for a protein of 150 amino acids. The transcript has 4 exons. The record is from RefSeq and is a predicted model, not a curated record.
AUGACUAAGGGUGUUUUUGUAAAUAUGGAAAGGUCAAGAAACUCUCUGCUUACAAGAAAAUAUUGUGUCUUUGGGAUGUUUAAGCAAAGAAAUAAGAAAUAUGAUGGGAUAAGGCGGGACCCGUUUAAGAUUCACGUAAUGAAAUUGCAGAUAAAGUGGACUGCUGAAGAUGCUCUUAUGCUCUGGGUAAAGGUUCGGCAUGCUUCAGAAAGAAUAACCAGUGGUAACCUAAUCCUUCAGAUCAAAAGGAGACUUAGGAUGGAAGACUUUAUAGAGCUCGAUAUAGUGAUACUGGUGGAUUCAAAUUUUAUCACUAUCACUAUAUCGAAAAAUAGUGAUAAUAAGCAGGCACGGGCCCAAAUUUUCCAAAAAAUUAUCACUAUAUCGCGAUUAUCACUAUAUCGAAUAUCACUAUACCGAGCUUUGACUGUAACAUUGCAAUACACAGGAUGA